Messenger RNA from Pecten maximus, 5253 nucleotides. RefSeq names its product trimeric intracellular cation channel type 1B.1-like. Gene Ontology annotation, cellular component: membrane. The record is from RefSeq and is a predicted model, not a curated record. The transcript is spliced from 5 exons. Gene Ontology annotation, biological process: potassium ion transmembrane transport. Gene Ontology annotation, molecular function: potassium channel activity; identical protein binding. NCBI's taxonomy places the organism in Eukaryota, Metazoa, Mollusca, Bivalvia, Pectinida, Pectinidae. Bases 99 to 959 code for a protein of 286 amino acids.
CGUGGAAUCGGCCCGUGUAGGUGGCCACAUCGUCGCACCGGCAUCAGCAAGCAUCCUUUCUACAGGCCCAAGAAGGGAAAAUUUUAAGUUGAUCAAACAUGGAUCCACAAACGUUUCUAGACAUUGCCACCAAGGUCACAAAACUAAAGAUGUAUCCGUUUUUCGAUAUUGCACAUUAUACUUUGAUGUGCAUGGCGGUGAGAGAGGAUAUUCCACAAACCAGUUCAGGGUCACCAUUUUCCAGAAAACAUCCAUUAUCAUGUUGGCUGUCCAGUAUGCUGCUCUGUUUUGGAGGCAGUAUCAUCGCCAAUAUGUUACUAGGGGAGAGUAUGCUGUCACCAUUCAAAGACCACCGUAGCAUCCUCACAGCAACGGCUGUCUGGUACCUGAUCUUCUAUUCACCAUUUGACAUUGUCUACAAGAUUGGACGGUUCCUCCCCUGUAAGUUAGUAGUGGCAGCAUUGAAGGAAUGUCAAAGAGCACACAAAGUCUACCAUGCUGUCAUCCAUACUGCCAAGCUUUACCCGAAUGCCUACUUUAUAAUCAUUAUCAUAGGAACCGUCAAAGGUGCUGGAAGUGGUUUUAUGAAGAACUUUGAACGGCUGGUGCGAGGUUUGUGGAUCCCAGGUACCAAUGAACUUUUGCAACCAUCUUUCGUCACCAAAGCUUGUAUUGUGGCAUCAUCUGUAUUCCUGCUUGAGCGACUCAACUACAUCACCGCGCCUCAUCCUCUUAUCUACUUUGGCAUCGUCAUCUUCUUUGUGUACUUCAAACUCUCCGCACUGCUACUAGGCAUUCACGAUCCGUUUGCACCAUUUGAGAAUCUCUUCUGUGCCAUUUUCAUGGGAGGUAUGUGGGAUGCGAUGAGGAGGGCUGUUACAUCUGAGAAGAAAGAGGAAGACAAAGAAAACAAGAAUGACAUCCCAGUGAAGAGCAAAGAGGACAAGAAAAAGGAUUAAGCUCUGUCAUUAAUAAUAAUAAAUAUAGGGUUAUCAAUUAAGAAACUAGAGCUGACUAAAUGAUUUCCUAAUAUGGAGUUUGUCCAAAAAAAUGGGCCUGCAAAAGGGACUUAGUCAAUUGAUACGGGGGAAAUACAGAUAUUGCAUUUUGUGGAAUGCAGUAUACUGUCUUGAGGUAAAAGACAUUACGUUGUCAUACCUUUCUCAUCUGCGAAAUUUCUAUCAAAAUCCUUGCAUUUAUUUUCCACAAGGGUGAUCACAGAUUGAGAAGAAAUACAGCAUUAUCCUCAGAGAUAGAAGGGUUCCCUCGUAGGUGCUCCCUUUUGUAAUGAAGGAAUUUUCUAAAGCUUAUGUCAUUAAUGAUACUGUAAAAUAUUUAUACAUUCUGUUGAUAUUAGACUGGAGCUUUUCAAUUGAAUAAUUUAUAUAAAUGAAAAAUAUACAUGUACUAGUAAUCUUUUUGUUUUGAGAAAUUUGAAAGUUUUCACAUAAUGACAAUUACAAUAUCUGAUUAAAUAUACUGCUUAAUAUUUACAUGUUUUGUUUAUUUUUACUUUCUCACGUGAAUGUGAAAAAUUCUGAUUUUUUGCUGAACAUAUAUAUGGAAACAACUAGAUCUGAUGAAAGUCACAAUUAUAAACUGGUAGAAAUUAACUUUAUCAAAUUCAGUAUAAUAACCGAAACCAGUUUCUACAUUUUUGAAAAUCAAAAACUUGUAAUUGUAUAUAUAUACUGGUACAUGUACUAUACAUUUUAGCUGCCAUAGUUCCCAUUAGGGUGUAAUUAUUUAUCAACUCGAUAAUCAAAUAAAUAUAUAUUUUUUUAUUAUUGACUCACCAAAGAUUUCUACAAUCGAUGUGUGGCUUCAGGAACUUAACUAUCAAGCAUGAAUACCUACCUAAUGUAUAAUGCUGAGGCGGUUACCAUAGUCAGCAAGUCCUGAAGCGGUUUUCCUUAUUAGAAAGAUCUGAGGCAGUUACAUUUCAUCUUAUUUUUAUGAACACAAUUUGAGACUAUUAUGUCUGAUCUUUAGUUAUCAAAGAUAGAUAUAUAUAUAUCUGAUCUUGAUGUUACUAGAAAGCUCUGAGGUUAUUAUAUCUUACCUUAUUGAUAUUGAUAAGAUCCAAGACUGUUAUGUCUAGUAAUUAUUACUGAAUUCUGAGACAUUAUGUCUGAUAUUAUGGGCUGUAAUGUCCAAAUUUCAAUUGAGGAUAUUGUAGCAAAAGAACCCACAUGUCAAACGUUAUUAGAAACUUUUAAAUCCAUACUGUAUAUUCCCCGGUUUUAAAGUAAUACACUAGGCAUAAAACAUUCCCAAACAUCCCGUAGCUUACCCCUCACCUUGUGUAGAUGGGAGUCUGGUAUAGUAAUGUGUGCUGAACGAAUUUUGUCUGUACCAUUGUCACUUCUAUAGCAAUAUGAUGUCAACUUAGCUUUUUAAAAUGGGUGCCAGCAAGGAAAAACUGUUCAUGUAUCAACAUUAGUUAUAAGUGGAAAUCAUGGCUUUUUUGUUAUAUAUAGCAAACAUUCUACUGAUAGGAGGCGUAGUGAAGCAAUAAGUUUUCAGUAUCUGCCAUACCUAUUUGGACUAGUUUUAUGUCAGAAUGGAGUACAGGAAUUGACAAUGUCAAUUCAAUAAACGUCUUUGCAUUCACAUAAUAUUUUGUGUCAGUGAAGCAUUUCUUUUGCAAUAGAUAUUGUUUUGGUGUCUUGAGUCUUUCUCAGAACUAAUAUUUUCAGGUUUUAGAUCGAUUUCAUGAUUUACUUAAGCAGAUUGUAUAUAGUACUGACAUAAUUUGUUAGGGUGUGUAGUUGGUUUGAGUGACAGGUAUACAUGUUGUCUGGUGUAUACAAUUAAUACUGUGUAAGUGUUUUUAAUGAAAGAAUGUUGAAUGUGUUUUGGUGUUAAGCGUCUCACCCUUAUUUAGUUUCUUUACUGCACUACCUUCGGGCAACAGUAUCACAAAAUUACCGCUAAAUUGCGGUAAUUCAAAUUUUUAUUUUAUUUUCAAAUAUUAAAUAUUGUCUCGUGCUUGAAGUCAUUAUUUUCUAUAUAUACUGUAAAUCUUUAACUAUUUACCAGUAUAUCAAUGAACUUCUGAUGAAACGGCCCAUCUAACAGAUCAGAUUAAGGGAAUUAAUAAUAUUCUGAAGUAAGUAGUUCAGUAUAUAUUUUAGAGUCAUAUGAAUCAUACAGAAUCUUGGGAUCGGUCCAUUUCCAAACUGUAGAUAAUUAAUUGGAGUUUAUUUACUUUCCAAAAGCUAAAAAAAAAAAAGGAGAAAAAUAACUUUGAUAAGUGCUUUGGAUCCUCAAAUUUUUGCAGAUGUACAUAUGUCAUCUAGUUUGUGUGAAACACAGACUGAACUUUUCAGAUUGAGUUAUAGUGAUUUUCAUGUAUAAUCUUUUGUACUUUUUCAUCCACAGAUAUAUUUUCAUCUAGUAUGAAGGAUUAUUUUUAUUAUUAUUUUGCAGUGAACAUUUAUUUACAUAUAUAAUCAUUUGGCAGACAUAUUCAAGUUAGUAUUUCCUUCCCUUUUUAGUUAUUUUCCUUAUGUAAUUUCUUUUUGUGCAAUUUUGUAUGAUUUAUAAAAUUGUUUGCCAUAUAUUUGUAUGUUGUAAUUAUUUCAUAGAAUCUAGUCAUGCAUUGAUGAUUUUAAUUUCUGUUAAUUUUACAAAAAAUUAUUACGUUUUAGUCAGUAUGUAAAAAUACAUUCUCAUCUGUGAAAACCUUUGUAUAUGUUAUGAGUGUGAAAGCCAAUGCAAAAAAAAAAAAAACUAAAAAAACUCAAAACAUGUAUUGUGUUUAAUAUCAGAACUGCAAUUAAUCCAACUCAUUUACUUAAUUUCUUAAAAUGCUGGUGAGAACAGUUGCCUCUCUCCCCUUUCUUUUUGUCUUUGUUACUCAACAUUUUUUCAACUUGUAAGAAAUUUCUACAAUAAUAAUCAGGUGUCAUUCAAAAAUUGUUGAAUCUUCUGUCAGGUCAGAAGAUAAAAUGUUUUGUUUUGCCGGUGCCUUUUUUUUAUACGAUUCAUCAAGAACUGAUAGCCAUAAACGGCAUUGAUCAGAAUUAUAAUGUUGAUGAUCAAGAGCGCUGUUUAAUGUUGAUCAGUACUGUUUAAUCUGAACAGUGUUGAUCAUGGUUGAUGACCCUAUUGACCCUCUGUAGUGCUAAUGACCCUGAUGUAGAUACACGUGCUGAUGGCAGACUCUAAGUAGAGUUGACCAUGGCUUAUGGUCGCAUAUUGUAUUGUUGAUUUGAUGACCCUAUGUAGAGUUGAUCAUGGCUGAUGAUCCUGAAUAGUAUUGAUGGCCUUAAUUAGUGUUGAUCUUGUUGAUGACCCUACAUAGUGAUGAUCUUGAAGAUAACUGUUAUGUUGAUCAGAGUGGAUGAUCCUAAAUAGAGUUGAUCUUGUUGAUGACCCUACAUAGUGAUGAUCUUGAAGAUAACUGUUAUGUUGAUCAGAGUGGAUGAUCCUAAAUAGAGUUGAUGUUGCUGAUGACCCUACAUAGUGAUGAUCAGGACUAAUGACCCUACGUAGUGUCAGUAUUGGUUGAAAGUCAUAUGUAGCAUUGAUCAUGACUAAUGGCCCUAAAUGCUGUUGAAAGUCAUAUGUAGCAUUGAUCAUGACUAAUGGCCCUAAAUGCUGUUGAAAGGAUGUAGUGUUUGAUCAAGAUGAAUAGUCCUACAUAGUGUUGAUCACAGCCAACAGCCCUACAUAGUGUUGAUCAACGUAAACAGCUCUUCAUUGUGUUGAUAAUGGUCAGUAGCCCUAUAUAGUGUUCAUCAUGGUAAACAGCCCUACAUAGUGUUGAUCAUGGUGAAUAGCCCUAAAUAGUGUUGGUCAUGGUCAAUAUCCCUAAAUAGUGUUGGUCAUCGUCAAUAGCCCUACAUAGUGUUGAUCUUGGUAAACAGCUCUUCAUUGUGUUGAUCAUGGUCAAUAGCCCUACAUAGUGUUUAUUAUGGCUAGUGACUCUUCAUAUUGUUGAUUUCAGCUGAUAUUCUUUGUGAUGUUGAUAUAUGUAUAUGUACUGUAGUGUUUAUUAGCACUAAUGGUCUUUUGUCAUGUUUAUUUUAGUAGAAAACCCCUGUGAAGCGUUGAUUGUUACUUGUAGGUAUGUCUUUUACAGUUGUAUUCUGUUUGUUUAGUAAACCUGACUGCAUGUGUGUACCAGAGUAAAUAAUUAGACUGAAAAAGAUGCGUGUCUAUUUUCCCUGAUGGUCAAGUUUAUUCUGGAAAGUUUGUUGUGUACAUCAUGAAAUUCCUCUCAAUAAACAAGAGAUAAAAAACGGA